AGCAACAGGUGUGCUCGGUUGCUAGGCACCGCACAGAGAUCAGAGAGGAAAAGUGUCAGUAUGUUUUAGCAUCCAGUCUGAUUUUAAACCGUUAAUCUCUCAGUUUUUAGGUAAUAAUAUUACAUAUUUGUGUAAAUGUGUUUGCAGCAACAGUUGCUCUAACAUCUGUUUUAGAUUUUAGACGUUUUUGGAAGUUAAUUUCAUUAAGAAAUGGGUCGACACAAGUUCAACCGACCUAACAAGCGAGAUACACCUGUGAAACGAGCACUGAGCAGACGAGACAAACUUUCAGAGUGCAGGAGGCUUCUGCCCAACAAGCAUUAUGAAGCAUUUCCAGAGGAACCUGAGGUGAAGGAGAUGAAUGUCCCAACUGUCAAACCAGCCCACCCAGUGUUGACGAGCAUCAAGCCUGCCCACUGCAAAUAUGUGUUACGCCUGAGAAGCCCUGCAUUUACUGAAAACCCCAGAGACAAAGUCGUCUCGCCUGCCGCACCAGCAGGUCACCAAACCAUUCAGACGACUCCCGAGCCAGAGGCUUUUAAAGGUGGUGAAAUGCCAGUUAAAGAAGAAAAGCAAAACCUGACAGUGACUCUGGGAAGCAUCUCAUCUUCUAGCAUGGAGUCAGACACAACUUUCAGCUCUGAUGAUGAUGAUGAUGGUGAUGAGGAAGACUCCUCUGCUUCUGCAACUUCCAGCAAUCUUCCCUCCCCGGAGAUCUUCAGAAGAGAGAGCUAUGUGGAGACAUUGACUUUCCCCUUUACGGAGGAGCUGCUGGGUCUCCAUCUUCACAUAAAAAACUCCACCCUGCUGGAUGUGAGCCAUGCUGAGAGCAUCAACAUGUUUCAUCCCCCCAAUGUUUCUAACAUCCUCGAUGUCUCUACAAUCUUUGCUGAAAAGAGCUGUGAGAUCAACAAAAACAGAGGACCUGAAGCUGAGACCAAAAUACAUACAGACUCAUUUAAAACAGAGAAGGCCUUCAAGGGGAAAACUCCACCAAAACUCACCAACAGCAGGCCCAUUUCGUACAAGAAGAAGGUAUGGUUUUGCCCCAUCAUUGCUGAGACCUUUGAAGCAAAACACACACCAGCCUCCAAAUUAACCAUCCACAUGUCCAGCCCGGCUGAGCAGCUGCAGCCUGACGCAGACACAUCCAGAGCAGGUGAGAUCAACUCUAAAGAAGAAGCAUUACGACUGACGGCAACAUUGAAAAGGCCCGUACAAAGUAGCCCGGAGAAAGCCAAGUUCUUUGACUUUAUUGACAACAGUGACAGGGAUGCCUUCUUUAAAGGGAUGAGGGAAAGGUGUGUUCAUCUCAGGAGUGCUCCUUUAUUUCCUCUCACAGCUCCUGAGUACACAGAACCUUUUGUCCUGUGACAUCUGAAGACAAAAUAUUGUACGUAAAGAUUCAAGCUUUCUCCCAUAAUCUAUAGAGAUCAAGGUAUAUGAAAUAUCCUGUAAAAGACCUCAAAACAAGAUGUCAAGACUCAGUGUAUGAGGCUGAAUAAAUGUCUGAAACUGAAAAAUUAAAUGUGCACAGUUUAAUCAGCAUUUGAAUGUGUUAUUUAAAGAGAAUAAUUCCAAUUCAUGCCACACCUUGUCAUGUAUGUAGGUGCCUGCACACCAUAGACUAUCUACUUUCAUUGCUUUUCAACCUGGCGCUUAUUACAUAACCUACUGUACAAAUUGUGGCACAUCCGGUUAUGAAAAUGCACUUUUAAUACACACUGUAAGCAGUCAAACCAGCCCCGGAUUUCCAUAUUUAAAAUUUUGCAUAAUCAAACAAGUGUCUGGUGCAAAAUGACCACUAGAUGUCAGACCUGUAUUGUAUUGUACUAUAUCUUAAAUAGCUAUCUUUUCUCUUCUCUUGAUUGUGAUUGUUUGUCAAUUUUAUAUGUGAAAUAUAUACAUGUUGUUUGUGUUAUUUAAUCUCUACAAAUGUGUCAAUGCCAUAAGCGCCUUAUCUGAGCUACAAAUUCAAAUGUGAUUUUAUUUGACUUUGUGGCUUUCUAUAUUUGUGUCAUCUGUCUUUCAACACUUUUAUGUGUCGGAAAAAAAUGUCCAAAAUAACUGAUUGUACAAUAAAUACAUUUUUUAGCCUAUUUUCAUGUAUUUAUUUAGAAUUCUUGUUGGACACCCCUCUGUGUUUUUUGAAGCCAAAAUAUGGUAUGUAAAGAUUUUGGCUUUCUCCCAUAAUCUAUAGAGAUCAAAGAGGUCUGUGCGUGAAAUAUCCUGUAAAAGAGCAGUACUUCAAAACGAGAUGUCAACACUCAGUGUAACAAGUGUAUGAGGCCGACUAAAUAUGGAAAAUGUGCUUAGUUUGAUCAGUAUUUGAAUAUGUUAUUUAAAGAGAAUAAAUCAAAGGGAUGCCACCUGCACACCAUAGACCUUUCAACGUUCAUUGCUUCUCAACCUGGCCCUUAUUUUUUAUUAUUAUUAUUACAUAUUCUACAGUACAAAUUGUGUCAUAUCUGGUUAUGAAAAUGCACUUGUAUAUACACUGAAAGCAGUCAAACCAGCCCCAGAUUUCCUUUUUUAAAAUGUUAUCAAACAAGUGUCUGGUGCAAAAUGACCACUAGAUGUCAGACCUGUAUCUUAUCUAAAAUAGCCAUCUUUUCUCUUCUCCUGAGGGUGAUUGUUUGUCAAUUUUACAUGUGAAAUAUAUAUGUUUGUGU
This is a messenger RNA of Sebastes umbrosus (honeycomb rockfish), 2672 nucleotides long. RefSeq lists its product as uncharacterized. The transcript is spliced from 9 exons. The coding region runs from base 211 to 1374 and encodes 387 amino acids. The record is from RefSeq and is a predicted model, not a curated record. NCBI's taxonomy places the organism in Eukaryota, Metazoa, Chordata, Actinopteri, Perciformes, Sebastidae.